CACUGAUACUCCUGGUCUCAGCCACACAACCGAAUGGACAGAUCCGCAGUCGACGGGCAGUGGCUAUGGCUGCAUAUAAAUUGUCCACAGAGAUCACCAACCUAAACUUCUCUGACUCCCUCCUCGAUCCCAGCAGUAAUUACUACAUAUCCAUAGAGGCUAUGGUCAACUCAGUGUUGACUCAAACCUACAAUAUCACCGGGGGCACAGAAGGAUAUUAUUUGGGAACUGCAGACAUGAAAUUCACGAAAGGUCAACAGAUUAAUGUGGACACAACUAUGCUUUUCAUUAGCCCAAACCCUUUUAACAUCAUUUUACUUAGAUACUUAUUCACAGACUAUAUGACCAGAACAACAAGCACCCCGUUCACAAUUAACUUUUUCAACACAUUAGUGGCCAAAACUACCGUACCCACCACCACCACCACCACCACCACCACCAGGUCUCCCAGCACCAAAAGAGCGUCCCAAACCACAAAGCCAGAAGCUUUCAGUUCCAUGAAACCAGAUUCAGAGACAAGCGGCACAAACUCUUCAGCCAUCACUACACCUUCACAAAAUCACACAACAGAUUGGGCCUCCACUGCAUCUGGAACCCCCACCACAACCAAACCCACCCCCAUCGACCAGAGAGGGUCCAAAACCACGGGCACCACUCCAUACCCACUUGUGCCUUACUGGCUGGACUGGGUGCCGGGGUGGGGUAUCGCUCUGCUUGUACUGGCCUCCCUCAUCCUCCUGCUUCUCAUCAUUCUGAUAAUCCUGCUGCUGCUGCGCUGGUGUUGUAUGGAUGAGCCUGAGGAGGAACCUCAACUCAGAUAUGAUCCAUACUCACAUGAGCCAUAUUCAUCCCACUCUCCAGCCAAAACACCCACCCUCAAACACAUGGUGAGAGAAAUGAGUACAGGAAUAUAG
Messenger RNA from Alosa sapidissima (American shad), 914 nucleotides. Its product is annotated as cell wall protein DAN4-like. The record is from RefSeq and is a predicted model, not a curated record. The transcript has 7 exons. The coding region runs from base 66 to 914 and encodes 282 amino acids. Lineage: Eukaryota; Metazoa; Chordata; Actinopteri; Clupeiformes; Clupeidae.